GUCUGCCCCCACUCAGCUCACUUCCACUCCAGCCUCUCUGUCUGUCCCACACACACACAGGCUGCUGACCGGACACCGCUCACACGCACCAUGCGUACCUGUCCGGAGCCGAUCCACCGCCCCGUCUUGGAUUUUACUAAAGCUUCCGGCUGAUAGGAACCAGGACAGCUGACCUGAAGGAUAACCGACCCGCUGAGAUUUAACUUUUUUCCUCCUGGCUGCUUGUGCGGACUUGUGGAGCGGCGCGGUAAAGGACUUUGUGACUGGGGGUCGGGCCAUGUGCGUUGACCUCUGAGUGUGAGCUCUUUGUGUUUGCGUCCCGUGUGAACUGGAAGCCAUCAUGAGGAGCGGCUCUCACAUCCUGCCUCUCGGUGUGCUCACUGCUCUGCUGCUGUCUCAGGUCUGCUCGGGCAUCAAAUGGCUAGCGCUGUCACACACACCCGCCUCUAGACCCGUCAACCAGACGCAGCACUGCAAGCUGCUCCCCGGCAUGGUGUCCUCCCAGGCGCAGCUGUGCCGCAGCAACCUGGAGCUCAUGCAGACCAUCAUCCAAGCCGCCCGCGAAGUCAAGAAAACGUGUCAGAAGACGUUCGGCGACAUGCGCUGGAACUGCUCCUCCAUCGAAAUCCCCGUCAACGCCACCAAGUAUCGACCGGACCUGGAGAGAGGAACGAGGGAGGCCGCUUUUGUGUACGCGUUGUCGGCGGCGACCAUCAGCCACGCCAUCGCCCAAGCCUGCACCUCCGGGGAUCUACGGACGUGUUCGUGUGGCCCCAUCCCCGCAGAAAUCCCGGAGCCCGGCUACCGCUGGGGCGGCUGUGCCGACAACCUCAACUACGGCAUCUUCAUGGGCUCCAAGUUUUCAGACGCCCCCAUGAAGAUGAAGCGCUCCAGUUCCAGUGCCAACAAACUGAUGCAGCUUCACAACAGUGAAGUCGGGAGACAGGCACUGAAAGAGGCGCUGGUGAUGAAGUGUAAAUGCCAUGGUGUUUCUGGGUCCUGCUCCAUAAGGACCUGCUGGAAAGGCCUCCAGGACCUCAGGGACAUCGCCAUGGACCUGAAGUCCAAGUACCUGUCUGCUACCAAGGUGGUUUACCGGACCAUGGGCACGCGCAAGCAUCUUGUCCCCAAAGACAUUGAUGUCAGGCCACUGCGGGAGAAUGAAAUGAUCUAUUUGCACAGCUCCCCGGACUUCUGCACCAAGAACGAAAAACUGGGUUCUGUUGGGACGCAGGACAGGCAGUGCAACAAAACAUCUGUCGGCAGCGACAGCUGUGACCUGAUGUGCUGCGGCCGCGGCUACAACCCCUACACAGAGUUGCUGGUCGAACGCUGCCACUGCAAGUACCACUGGUGUUGCUACGUAACCUGCAAAAAAUGUGAGCGCAAUGUGGAGAGAUACGUCUGCAAGUGAUCCACCGGCGGAUAACUCCUCGGCUUCGUAUCGAGCCCCCUCCCCAGGCUACAGAUUAACCAACGCACUACAAUACCCAGAAGGCUUACUUCAGUCUUCAGCUUUAGCAUGCGUAUCUCGACAAGAGUUGGUAUAUUCUUGUGCAGUAUCCAUAACGCGUUUCAUCUCCAAAACGUCCAACUGGGCUUCGAGGUUUCUUGAUGGGAAAAGUGUGGAAAGAGGACCGUCCUAACGGGUGUUAUCUGCUAUCAUGUUAAUAAUCAUAACCCCUCACCCUGUGACAGAGAUACGGGAAGCCAGUUUAAACAUAUCUCUAGUAAAAAGAAAUAAUAUUGGAUUUUAUGCUGGAGGAUAUGUUUGGCCUCCUUCCCUGGAUAUCAAAGGGCUCUCAUGGAUUCAUAUUUUUUUAGGUACUAUCAAAACUUUUUUUUUUUCCUCUGGAGCAAUACGCCACAGAGGAACACAAAGGGAAAACCUCACGUACUUUUCAAUCACGGAACAUUUUUGUGGUUGAUGCCUGGGACUCGUCACGUGCCCCGCCUGGACCCUGACGUGCCUGAUUCCCUGCGGAACGAGAGAAGAAAUCAAAGAACUUUGUGAAACGGUGCAUUAUCUCAAUUUCGUCUGACAUGCAGGCAGAUCAAAAUAUAUUCUAUUUUUCAGAGCAUAUGAGCGUAACUCAUGGAUUUUGUAAACCACUUUUGUGUGGGUGUAUAUACUGUUAUUUUGUAUACUGAAAUAAAGAAAUAAGUAUUUAUAAAAUAUCCCAUAACCUCACAGACUUUAUGCAUUUUAAAUUAAACACCAUUUAGAGCCAUGUUGUUUCAUAAAAUUUACAGCAACUGCAGCAUAUUUUGUAUUAAAACAGAUCAUCUCAGCAUUCCUCGAAGACAUAUUCAUACCACUUGAGCUUCAAUAUUAUUUACUGGACUUUAAUGUGACAGACCAACACAAGGCAGUGCAUAAUUGUGAAGUGGAUGGAAAAUGAUAAAUGGGUUCAAAUAAAAAUCUGAAAAAUAUGGUUUGGAUUUCUCUCUGAGUCAACACCUUAUUUGAGAACAACUGCUGCAGCAGAUCUUCUGGGGUAUUUUUCUGUGAUUUGCACAUCUAAAGAUGGACAUUUAAGCCUUUUCUUCUUUUCAAAUCAGCGCAGGCUCAGACUGUAGGGAGAGUUUCUGUGAACAGCUAAUGUAUGUUUAAGAAUGUUGUCCUUUCUUUCACUUAAGCUCUGACCAGCUUCCCUCUCCAUGUGGCACAAAAGCAUCCCCACAAACAAUGGUGGGCACACCUCCGCUAAAGCGCUAAUAUCCGCCAUAAUUGUUCUCUUAGCACCUUUACUAAUUUUAAAACUUAGCGUCCAUUAAAUUACAAUUUCAGGUCAAAUUCUAAACCGCUAAUUUCCUUGGCGGUUUUGUGAAGUUCCCGUUUAAAAUAAAGUUUGACAUCAGAGUUUUAAGUUUUGGUCACGUUUAUAUUCAUGCUCUGUUUUUAAGAGUAUGUAUCUUUAUCUUGCUUAAGCAGCAGUUUUGUUUCCUCUCCUCAGUUUCUCUGUUUUUCCCCGUAUGCAUUUAUGCCAAAUAUGUACUGGAACAAAAUAAAACAUGGAUAGUGGGAACAAGACAUAAAGAUAAACACAACAUUUAAGUGCAUUAUAAAGCAUGUAAGUUAUAAUGUUAAAAUUGGUGCUGGAGUGAGAUCAUUUGAAUUGAAGUUAGCGCUUCAGCGUUAGCGUCUGCUAAGUACCGUGUGUAAAGCAAAGUUUAGCGUUAGCAGAGCUAAUGCUUAUGAUUAUUGUUUCGGAGUUAGCACAACUAACCUUUUAUUUAGAGGGACCACCACAAUUUAUUCACAACUGUUCACUACUUCGUGUUGGUCUAUUACAUAAAAGCCUAAUGAAAUACACCAAGGUUUCUGGUUGUGCAGUGAUAAGAUAAAUAUAAAUAUUUGUAAGGCUAUUUAACCGAGUUGAAGGGUUCAACCUGACAGGCUGUUUGGAUUAUUCAACUGAACGUUUUACCUACUUAAUUAAUAAA
Xiphophorus maculatus (southern platyfish) is the source of this 3447-nucleotide messenger RNA. It is a transcript of the gene wnt11, whose product is annotated as Wnt family member 11. Gene Ontology annotation, biological process: multicellular organism development; canonical Wnt signaling pathway; neuron differentiation. The transcript is spliced from 6 exons. Gene Ontology annotation, molecular function: frizzled binding; cytokine activity. Bases 341 to 1414 code for a protein of 357 amino acids. NCBI's taxonomy places the organism in Eukaryota, Metazoa, Chordata, Actinopteri, Cyprinodontiformes, Poeciliidae. Gene Ontology annotation, cellular component: extracellular region. The record is from RefSeq and is a predicted model, not a curated record.